UCACGUGCAUGUAUAAAUACUUUUAGUUUCUACAAGGAAGGAACUCUUUACAAAGCCCUUCUUUUAUAACUUAAGUUAUGUGUGGUUGAAGUGAACCGUGGUCAAAUGGUGGAAAGUCUUGCUUUUGCUUAUGGUGGGUAUGUUACCAAGGCAAGUCUCGUACGUGACCAGGAGUUGGAUAGCCCGUCACAGUAUAGGGAUUGGUUUCGAGGGUUUUCUAGCUUUUACUCUGGGUAUUCAACCCGAAUACAUGACCCUUCUAACCACACGUAUACACGCAAAUAUUUAGCUACAACGGUGACGAUAUCAUUUUUAUAUCUAUUGGGCAUUCCUAAUAGUUUUAUAAGUGAAUAUUCUUCAAAAUGGCGUCCAUCCAAUGGCGUAAAUGUUCGAUAUGUUCGGAAGAAUUUAAUCAACCAAAGAUACUUCCAUGUUUCCACAGUUUUUGUCAGCGCUGCCUAGACAACCUUAUCAAAAAAGAUGCUCAUCUAAAUAAAUUCAACUGUCCUCGCUGCAGGACGGAGAUAGAUGUUCCACAAGAGGGUGCUAGCGGUUUUGUGGCGAAUUUCUAUAUUGGAGAGAAACCAAUAUGUCCAAAGCACGAGGCAAUGGGGCUUAAAUUUUAUUGCCGUGAUUGUUCUAAGCCUAUUUGUCAUGACUGUGUUGUUGUUGACCACGAACUUCACAAUAAAGCUGACCUGAAAGAGGUUGGGAAAGAAGCUAUGGAAGCAUUAUCAACUUUAAAACUUCAAAUUGAAAGAAUGGUGGACAAAACACAAACCCUUUCCAAAUCAUUGACUCUUCACAUACAUGAUAUAACCAAAUCUGCCACCAGAGCCUGCUCUGAUGUUGAUAAACAAGUGGAGAAGAUUUGUAGCACAGCAAGGAAGCAGGGCGACGAUGUGAAGGUUGAAAUCCACAAAAUAGAAGAAGAAGAAGUUGAUAAAGUCAGGAAGCUGCUGGAUGAUGUCAUGAAAUUACAAGAGCAGCUACUGACCAGUGUACAGUGCUCUGAUGAUGUGCUAAAGACACAAGCAACAAUCCCAGCCCUGGAUAUUCUACCACAGGUCCGAACUAUGUCAGAAGACGAAACAUUAGAAGAUUUAGAAUUGCCCGAGAUAAGAUAUCCACAUUUUCCACCAGUAGAAAUCAAUCUGCAAGCAUUGAAACAGCAGCUGGGAGAAUUAAAAACUAUGGAUGCCCAAACUUUCACAUUAACUUUUGAUGUCGGUUUAAUUUUGGCGAACGACCCAUCUUAUAGCGGUAAUGAUGGUGGCGUGGCUUCCGAUCUGAUACAAGAGAAAGACUUUCGGAUGCAAGGUAUGCAAUGGCGUGUACGAGUACGGGUUAAACAGAACCAAGAUGAUCCACAAAUGGAUAUUUUCUUAUUUCUGAAGAAAGCAGAAGAUGCCACCGUUAAAUCGUGCACUGCGAGUUUCAACUUUAAACUAUUAAGUACAUCUGACGAUAGCAAAAGUGUAGUGAAGAAAUCACAUCAUACUUUUGUACCUGAUGGCGAUGGAAAGGGUUGGGCUAAUUUCAUAACGGCCUCAUUAAUACGUACUAAUAAGACGGUGGGCAACGACAAGAAAGUUAUACUGCAGACAAAUGUUGCUAUACAGAACAUAGAGAGGUAUUAAAAUGAUUUAAUAUGUUGUGUAAUAUAGGGGUGGGUGAAAAUGACCAUAUUAUUUAUUCUGCGUGCUUAGGUUUAAUAAAUUUAGAGAUUUUGACGAGGUUGUCAUUUUAGUCAGUAAGGGCGAGGAUGUUGCUUGGUUUCGACCAGAAUCACAAUCGUAAAAAAAAACCAAAAGACCAAUACCAUUAUUCCUAAAGUAAUGGUAAAGAGCAGCAACACACCAUUAACCACGGCUUUAUCAAUCUAUAAAAUCUGUGCAUAAAGGACACAUUCCUCAGAUUUGACAUUUGUUUGCUUUUGAUAAGUAAAGAAAUGACAAUAGGGUAAUAUAUUCUAUGCAAAUGGCUCUCUACAUUUAUUUAUGGUGAUGUAAUUAAGAUUACACAUUUCUUGAAGAUUUGAAAUUUAAAGAAAUACAUGUAUUGAUUUUUAUCAUGAAUGGUUCUUUUUCGGAAUAUAAUAAUAUUGUUGAUAGUAUAUAAAAGGACCUCCAUCCUUUAUUUUAUUUAUUUAUAAUUUGUCUUUCACACUUUGAUAAUAAAUCGAUGUUUAUUACCUUUUAUUGUACAGUGUUCAGAUCACAUGAGCUUAUUUGUCAAUAAAAUUGUUUGUGGUAUGUUA
Patella vulgata (common limpet) is the source of this 2260-nucleotide messenger RNA. RefSeq names its product tripartite motif-containing protein 2. The transcript has a single exon. Gene Ontology annotation, molecular function: zinc ion binding; protein binding; ubiquitin-protein transferase activity. The coding region runs from base 363 to 1640 and encodes 425 amino acids. Gene Ontology annotation, cellular component: chromatin; nucleoplasm. The record is from RefSeq and is a predicted model, not a curated record. Gene Ontology annotation, biological process: positive regulation of DNA-templated transcription. NCBI's taxonomy places the organism in Eukaryota, Metazoa, Mollusca, Gastropoda, Patellidae.